AUGCGGACGGGCAAAGCGAGCGGCGAAGGGGGGGAGAGCGGCGAAGACGAAGCGAACCAGCGAGGAGCGGGGCCCGCCGAAGGGGCCCGCAGGAGAGCGGGAGGGCAGACAGGCAGGGGGAGCAGGGAAAGCGAAGGAGGAGAGGGCGGAGGGCGAAAGGACCGGAACCGAGGCGCAAACGGGAAAGGGGGAAGAAGGCCGACGGGCGCGAGGGAAGCCGGACACGCGAAGGCGAGCGCGGGGGGCCAGGGGGGGAAGCAGAACGGGCGAGGCGGGAGGAACCGAACGCCGAGGGAAGGGGCCGAAGGCGACGCGCAGCAGAGCCACGAAAGGGGAGGGAGAGGGACAGCAGGACGGGGGCCAGGGAAGGCGGAAGCCGCGAGGAGGGGGAACAACGCACCGGCCGAAGCAACGAGCCCGGAAAAGGGAGGCGCGCAAGCGGCGCACCGAGACGCGGCCGGCGGAGCAAGCGCGACGGGCCGACAGGAGGGAGGGCGCGGCGGGCGGGACGCAGCCGGGGGCGCGAGCCAGGGGGAAACGGCCGCCGGGGCAGAGCGGGGGGAGGAGCAAGAGGCAAAGGAGAACGGGGAAGACGGAAGGGGAGAAAGGGGCCAGGGAACAGCAGGGGGACAGGGGGAG
Messenger RNA from Dendronephthya gigantea, 639 nucleotides. RefSeq names its product glycine-rich cell wall structural protein 1.8-like. The transcript has a single exon. The record is from RefSeq and is a predicted model, not a curated record. NCBI's taxonomy places the organism in Eukaryota, Metazoa, Cnidaria, Anthozoa, Malacalcyonacea, Nephtheidae. The annotation marks the transcript as partial.